Molecule: messenger RNA, 1546 nt
Organism: Cydia amplana
Lineage: Eukaryota; Metazoa; Arthropoda; Insecta; Lepidoptera; Tortricidae
Product: coiled-coil domain-containing protein 149
Exons: 7
Coding region: 112-1500 (462 amino acids)
Source: RefSeq, a predicted model, not a curated record
UUACAAGGGAAUGUGAUUCAGAACGAAGUAAACGUGUGAGAAUUAAGUACUCGAACCAACUAUCGAUUUUGUGUACGUCAGACUUUCCACCAAAAAUCAGAUAAACAUACGAUGUUUACUAAAGCAGCGAAUUCGAAAGUCAAGUUCCAAGACCAACAACUGGAUGAUUACAUCUUAGAGAAUUCGGUACUGAAAAGCAAACUCCAAAGUAAAAUCGAUGCACUUUCAAUAUUGGGUAAAGAGUUGGACAAGUGCAGUAUGGAGAGGGACAAAUACAAAGUGUUGGUAGAGCAGUUGAAGUGCGUACGAAGCACGCCCCACCAGCAGAGCAGUAGCAUGUGCAGGCUCACCCCCACAUACACAAUCAGUGGUGGCGAGCUACUCGCCAAGACACGAGAUCUCAAUGAUAUGCUCAAACUAGAGGUGGAAAGCCUCCGAAGUAAACUGGAAGAAGCCUCAGGGGAUAUAGUUGCAUUGAGAAAACAACUGCAAAAGACAGACUCCACUGACAAUAUAGGUAAUAGAAAACAGUCUACUGCUUUAUCUUACACACCAGAUGAUUAUGAACAAUUAGUACAAGAUCUGGAAAAAUUUCAGAAAAAGUAUCAACAAAUCCACCUCGACUAUCGGGCCACUUUAGAUGAAAAAGAAGAACUGGUUGCUGACAGAGAUUACUACAAAAACAAAGUGCAAAGAUUGAACCAUCAAAUCAGCUUCAUUCUAGCUAACAGAGUCAAGUCCCAACAAGACAAUAGUGCACCAAAACCAGUGGUCGAUUUAGACGCCCUGGUGAUGGAAAACAAAUACCUCCACGAGAGAAUAACCCAGCUGCAAGUUGAAAAGGAAAUUAUUAAAAGGACACUAACAAAGUACAAGGCAUUGCUUGAAAACAGGAAUAAUGGUAAUUCAUUUAGCUUAUCAAAAGGAUUUGCGGAUGUUAUGACUCAAAAACAAGUUCGAGAAUACCUGGAAGUGAACUCAAAAACUGGCCUCAAAAGAACUUCAGCGGCAGAACUAAAGUCUAUUUGUUUAGGCCUCUUUGAGGCCCUCAAUGAUAAGUCCAUUGCUCUACAGCAUCAGAGGAAAACAAAUCAGAUACUAGCAAAUCGUAUUACAGAACUGGAAAAGACAUUGGAAAAUUGGUGCGACGGACAGAAAUACAUACCCAUAUUUCCAUCACAGAUGUUACUUGACGAAUUCUGCGCAGAUGCCGACACCGCAUCUGUGAAAUCUCGGGACUCUAAAGAAAAAUACAAUGACGAUGACACUGGAGAUGUGGAUAAUAAAGUGUCAGACAGUGACAAUGAUGUUAAAAGUACUGAUAGCUCUUCCGAUGACGCAGGAAGCAACUACGAAUUUAAUGACGAUGGUGAAGAUACAAAGUUAACUUCCAAAACUGUUUUGCCAAUAGAAUUAGAAGAGCUAGUUAAAGAAGCGUUGGCUGAAAUUAAAGCUUCUAGUAAUACUGAUAAUAUUGCGGAAAUUCCAGCUCUUUCAUAAAAACAUCUAAUGGAUUAUUUAUCUAAAUUAAACCAUGGAAAAUGGA